This is a messenger RNA of Lactuca sativa (garden lettuce), 1974 nucleotides long. Its product is annotated as putative serine/threonine-protein kinase PBL28. Lineage: Eukaryota; Viridiplantae; Streptophyta; Magnoliopsida; Asterales; Asteraceae. The record is from RefSeq and is a predicted model, not a curated record. Gene Ontology annotation, cellular component: plasmodesma; plasma membrane. Gene Ontology annotation, molecular function: transmembrane receptor protein tyrosine kinase activity; ATP binding. Gene Ontology annotation, biological process: protein autophosphorylation.
UUCAACAAGAAACUCAGAAAAUCCUCUCCGUGAGUUCUUAUUGGUUGACUAGGAUCUAGUUUAUCGCUUUGAUUAACUGAUUCAUGUACUGGUUCGUAUGUGAGAGAGAUCUGGUUAAUUCUUGAAUGUUACAUUUUUUUCUGUCUAAAUCAUCCGUAUCAAUCGUUGACUUGUACUUCGUUUUUGAUGCUCUGAGCAUUUUCCUGGCAUAUGUAAUUCAGAGUUUGGGUUUUUUGGUUUGGUCUUUCUUGCUUUGUACUUUGCUUUGAUGCCUUUUUUCAUUCAUAUAUAACAUUUCCUAUUUACAUCACGCUAGAAUCCUUUGAAGCUCCUUUCUUUGUUUCCUAUUUUAGAUCAACCAUCAAAAUGAUGCAUCUUUCAAAACAGUUUGAACACCUCAAGAUAAAGUUGGAAAUGAUAACAUCUGUAACCAAUAACUUCGCUGAUGACAACUGCAUCGGGAGAGGUGGAUUCGGGAAAGUAUACAAGGGAAAGCUUCUCCAUUCCAAAGGGGAAUCCAUUGUUGCCCUAAAACGAUUAGAUCCUACAUUUGGACAAGGAAACCCAGAGUUUUGGAAGGAAAUCAUUAUGCUUUCUCUUUAUAAACAUGAAAACAUUGUUUCCUUAUUAGGAUUUUGCGACGAAGAUAAUGAGAAAAUUCUGGUGUAUGAGUACGCAUCGAAGAGAAGUCUCGACUUGUAUAUCAAUGAUGAUGAUCUAACUUGGAUCGACAGGCUUAAGAUCUGCAUCGGGGCAGCUCGUGGACUAGCAUAUCUUCAUAAUCCUGGUGGGACUCAACAACGAGCAUUGCAUCGUGAUAUCAAGAGUUCAAACAUCCUAUUAGAUGAUAAUUGGAAUGCCAAGAUCUCUGAUCUUGGUCUAUCCAAACUUGGUCCUGCCAACCAGCAGUACACUUUUCUUGUCUCCAACACUGUAGGCACGAUUGGGUAUUGUGAUCCAGUAUAUGUAGAGACAGGAUUAUUAACCAAAGAGUCAGACGUUUAUUCCUUUGGUGUAGUGUUGUUUGAGGUGUUAUGUGGGAGGUUGUGUACUAUCAACAAGAAGGACAUACAUCAACCACUAACAGGAUUGGUGCGACGAUGCUACAAAGAAAAGAAAAUAAACGAAAUUGUUUUUCAUAGUAUAAGGGAUGGGAUAAAACCUAAAUCUUUAGAGGCCUUUAUAACAAUAGCUUAUCGGUGUUUGAAGAGAAACUUGGAAGAUCGUCCAUUAAUGACUGAUGUUGUGAGAACACUCGAAAGUGCGCUUGAUUAUCAAGUCGACCAGUUAAAUACAUUAAGUUUAAAGAAUGAUGGUGAUCCUGGUUUGUCAACAUCAAAACCAUUUGAAGAUGAUAUAGAGGCAGAGGUCAAUUCUUAUUUCCAUCAAAUGUUCUCUGGUCAGUUAACUGUUGAUGCAAUGAUUCAGAUGCUAGCCCGAUACAAGGAAUCUUCUGAAAAAAGGGAACAAUCAAUAUUUGAGUGUGUGAUUGCAAACUUAUUUGAAGAGUACAAGUUUUUCAACAAAUACCCCGAGAGUCAACUGAAACCCGUUGCUGAUCUCUUUGGAUUGCUUAUCAAAAAUAAACUUUUGACCCAUCUUACACUUGGUAUUGCCUUACGUGCUGUUUUGGAUGCAUUGCGCAAACCAGCUGAUUCUAAAAUGUUUAGUUUUGGUACAAUUGCUCUGGAGAAGUUUUUGGAACUUUUGGUUGAAUGGCCUCAAUAUUGCCAACACAUUUUAAAAAUAUCACAUCUACGUGAUACUCGUUUGGAGCUAGUUACUUUCAUUGAAAAGGAGCUUGACAAAAUUUCAUAAGGACAGUUGGAAAUUGGCGAGAUAACAGUGUCAUCUAGGGGAAAACAGGGAUUUUAUCUGUUUCAAAGUUACAAUUGUUAUGUUGAUAGAAACUUAAACUAUUAUUUUAAUUUUACAAUCCAUCAUUUAAAAAUAAAUAGAUAUAUCCUAACGCAA